GACACUCAAGGUCGCACUUGGCAGCGCACCUGGAUGCCUCUGGAUGCAAACAGUGAUGGGGAGCACAAUGGCGGCACCGCUGCGCGAGUGGGUGUGCUGGACGCUGCUGGCGCUGGCCUCGGCGCGCCUGCUGUUGCCGGACGUGACACUCAGCGCCGAGCAGCUCCUGACGCUGGGCUGGCGGACGGCCCUGCCGCUGGCUGCCUGCUUGCUGCUCUACAAAGCACUGGUCAUCUACUCCGUACCUAUGAACCACGUGAUGGGGCCGCAUUCUUUGGGACCGGUCCGUGACGAAAGCACCAAAAACCUUUGGAAUCGUCAACGUGCCACCAAGAAUCACGUGAACCAAGUGCGCCAGCGACAGAAGAACGCGAGGAUGCCGCCACCGUACCCGAACGCCUGGUUCAUGGCGAUGGAGAGCCGGGAUCUGCGGCCAGGCGAGGUCCGACCGCUCGACAUUCUGGGGUACCAUCUGGUGAUAUUUCGAACGAAGGCAGGCGAGGCCCGAAUCCUGGACGGCAUAUGUCCUCAUCUGGGCGCCGACCUUGCCAUGGGGGUCGUCAAGGGCGAAGAUAUCGAGUGUCCCUUUCAUAAGUGGGCCUUCAACGGCCUUACCGGCGAGGUCGAGUGCGUGCCCUACUCCAAGCAAAACAAAGGAAGUCUGCAGCAUUUCGCCGUCGACGCCUGGCCGGUGUUCGAGGCGAACGGCGCCAUUCACGUGUGGCACCACGCCGAGGGGGAGCCGCCCUCCUGGCACCCGCCCAUACACCCGCACAUUGCCAGCGGACGCUACAAGUUCUGCGGCCGCUCCGAGCAUACGGUGUUUGCCCAUAUCCAGGACCUGCCUGAAAACGGUGCGGACAACGCGCACCUAGCUGUUCUUCACGGCAAGAUUUUCACGGACGGUAACGACCUGGAGGAAAGGCUGCGCUGGCGCUGGAUCCGCCACAACUGGACGGCCACCUGGGAGGCCCACCCCGAGCAGAAGCACCGAUUCACUACCCGUAUCAGCACCUCCUUCACUGUGCUGAACAUGUUCCACGACCUCUACCACAAUGACGUUGUUGUGGAGCAGGUUGGUCCUGGUCUUGUUUAUAUUGAGUUCAACGCACCCUUCGGCUCUGGAGUCGUGCAACAGAUGGUGACACCUGUUGGAGACCUUUGUCAGCGUGUCGUUCAUACAAUCUACUGGGAUCGUUCGUAUGGUCUGGGCCCGCUCAUCGCCAAGUUUACCUUCCUCGCGGAGGUCACUCAGUUUGAGAGAGACGUGCGCAUGUGGAACAGCAAGGACCAUCUACCGCUGCCGGCCCUUGUGCGCGAGGAUGCCACUAUCCUCAAGUAUCGGCGCUGGUUCUCGCAGUUCUACUCUGAGAACUCGCGCCGACCGCUGCGGCCCGUCGAUUCGCUGGAGCUCUGAGCCGGACCAGCUAGAGCUCUGAGCCGGACCAGCUGGAGCUCUGAGCCACCGCCGACGGCGAAUGCGUGCUGAACGCUCCAGAUGCGCUUCAUUGCCGACGCGCCCUCCACUGCCUCUCCUGCUGCUCUGCAGCUGUCUUCGGUUGUCUUUGACUCCCGACUUGAGGUCCGUUCUUUCAGACGCAGCGCGCAGCCGGUCUGUGCUUUCUGUCGGUGGCUCCUGCGACUAAGGUGUGUGGCGGUGUGGAUGUCUCCAAUGUAUGUGCGUAUGUAUCCAAUGUAUGCACGUCCAGAUAUCCUAGCAGGCUCUCAUCCGAUGACCUGAACUAAUACCGCUAGGCUUGUGACGAACUCGUGCAGUGCUGGUGCUCAUGACUCAUAGAUUGGUGUUGAAUAGCAUUAGUGAUAAGGGAUGUUCAAACUCAUUAGCAGCAAGUCAGGUUUCAUAUUCAUAGGCUGGAGGGAUCCAAGCUCGCGUAGGUCACUUCAGGCUUAUGCUCAGGUGUAGGUUGUAUAGUUUUCUGAAAUUCGAAGCUAUACAUGUGUGUCUUACCCCACGGCCUUUGCGCAAAUGUAUAAAUAUGAAAAGAUGGUGCGGCUUGUGUCCAAACAUAGUAGCGUUCGGGUGAAGUGUGCAAAAAUAGCACCUCAGAAAUUAGACACAAAAAACUUACUGUGAUUUGGAGUAGAAAUCUGUCAGUCAUGCUCGGCUGGAUGCGUAAGAAGUGUGGGUGACAUUUUUGUUUUGCUUGAUUGGCAUUACCGCACCUGCACAAUGGUUUUUAACGAUGCAUUUCCUUGGGGCGUUUUCACCUUUCAUUUGAGGGUGGAUUUUAGCGCAAUUAACAAUACAGCUUUUGCGUUGGGUCUUUGUGUCUUUGCACGAGGGCGGAUCCAGAACGUCGCCUUGGAGGAAUCGAGGGAAUCCAAUAAGUUAUCCUGAUUUCCGAAAACUCGUCCAUUGCUCUCCUUUUGCCUCAAGGACUGUAAGAAAGCUUCUGUUGGUAAAAAAAUGCUUAGAUUUUCUUCACAGUCCAGAGAAGUGAUUUUUGCCCGACCUGGGCUGUCUUGGGGGAGGGAAACCAUAGCCCGGUUUCCCCCAUCCCCCCCCCUCCCACCCGCCCUGGAUUCGCCCGUGUCAUCGUAUGCACACUAAAACCCAAUGCAAAACCACCUGGCACGCCAAAUACCGAACAACACGACAAUCGCGUCACGCGUUGAUUCAUAACCUGCAUGGAAUGUCAUAAGCGCACAGCUGUGUCACUGUGAACGUGUGUGUCACUCAUGAGCGUUGAUGAAUAUCAGAAAUCAAUCAGAGUAAGUAAUGCGCCGGGUGCUGCUGUCUACAUUGUGUUGUGUACGUAGUUAGCGUUAUGUAAUAAAGGGAAC
This is a messenger RNA of Pollicipes pollicipes, 2805 nucleotides long. RefSeq names its product cholesterol 7-desaturase nvd (gene nvd). Gene Ontology annotation, cellular component: cytoplasm. The record is from RefSeq and is a predicted model, not a curated record. Gene Ontology annotation, molecular function: oxidoreductase activity; 2 iron, 2 sulfur cluster binding. Gene Ontology annotation, biological process: cholesterol metabolic process. Lineage: Eukaryota; Metazoa; Arthropoda; Thecostraca; Pollicipedomorpha; Pollicipedidae.